Molecule: messenger RNA, 1494 nt
Organism: Lachancea meyersii CBS 8951
Lineage: Eukaryota; Fungi; Ascomycota; Saccharomycetes; Saccharomycetales; Saccharomycetaceae
Source: the annotation of a GenBank genome assembly
AUGCUCCGAUUACAUCUUCGAAAAGAAUCCAAGAUGGACGUGAACAAUGUCGAGUAUCCAGAAGAAUUCGUCAAGUUUCUAAACGCUUCGCCAACACCUUUCCACGCCGUCAAGAACAUUAAGGACCACCUCCUUCAGCACAAUUUCCAGCAGCUCAGAGAGGAGGAAAACUGGUUUAGCAUUUUAGAUCAGGGCAAAGGCUAUUUUGUCACCAGAAAUGACUCGGCCAUAAUUGCCUUUGUCGUUGGCAAGCAGUACGUGGGUGGUAAUCCGUUUGCAAUUGUUGGUGCGCACACUGACAGCCCCGUCUUGAAAAUCAAGCCUAUUUCCAAAAGAACGAAUGAGAAAUACGAUCUUAUCGGUGUGGAAUGUUACGGGGGCGGGAUCUGGCACUCGUGGUUUGAUGCUGACCUUGCUCUGGCAGGAAGAGUUAUUUAUCGCAAGGACAGCACAGAGGGGUACCAAUUGGAGACGAAACUAGUGGACUUGAAAAAACCUCUUUUGAAGAUUCCAACUCUGGCCAUCCACUUGGACCGUGACGUGAACCAAAAAUUCGAAUUCGACAAGGAGAACCAAUUGCUACCUAUUGCUGGACUGCAGGCGAAACAAGUCAACGCAGACGCGCAUUGUCCCGCACAAGAAGCUCAAAGUGACACAUUCUUUUCUAUAAAAUCCGUUGUCGAGAGACAUCAUCGCGAUUUGGUGGAUAUGGUCGCAAAAGAACUCGAAAUCAAGAGUGAGCAAAUUGAGGAUUUUGAGUUGACCCUUUAUGACCACAAGGCCUCGUGUCUUGGCGGGCUACACGAUGAGUUUGUCUUUUCUGGAAGACUUGACAACUUAACGUCGUGUUUUACAGGUAUGUACUCCCUCACGGACUCGAUUCAAGAGGGCAAAGAUAGUCGGUGUGUCAAAGUGUUGGCCUGUUUUGACCACGAAGAAAUUGGAUCGUCUUCUGCGCAGGGUGCCGACUCUAAUUUUUUGCCCAGCGUACUGGAAAGACUUGCAAUUCCUAAAUGGCACAGCCAAACCGACACGGAGGCCCUGGGCGAGGUUAAUCUCAUGAAACUGGCUGCGAGGAAGUCAUUUUUCCUGUCGUCCGAUGUAGCUCACGCUGUUCAUCCAAACUAUGCGGGCAAAUACGAAGUCAAUCACAAGCCCAUGAUUGGCAGUGGUCCUGUUAUCAAGAUCAAUGCCAACCAGCGCUAUAUGACCAACACUCCGGGUUUGGUGCUUGUAAAAGCUCUUGCAGACCGUGCCAAAAUACCCUUGCAAUUAUUUGUGGUAUCCAACACGUCACCUUGUGGUUCAACAAUUGGGCCAAUUAUUGCCUCCAAAACUGGCAUCCAAACUUUGGAUUUGGGUAACCCAGUUCUCAGUAUGCAUUCCAUUCGCGAAACAGGUGGUUCUGACGACCUACAGUCCCAGAUAGAAUUGUUCCGCGAGUUUUAUCAAAAUGGUACUGAAAUUCUUGAAAGUGGCUACGUUAAGACUUGA